GGCCCUUAGAUUUGUACCAUGAUACCGGAAAUUCGUUCAGACAUGUGAAGUUUUAUUCCUCUGUCUUGAUAUCGCUCUUCCUGUUUACCUCAUUCAAAUAUAAUCUUGAACGACUCGUAGUAUAGCAAACAAAGCUACUAGCUGGUUAUUUUACCUUCGACGGCUGAAAAAGUUCAGAAUUCCUGCAUUUUACUUCUGCUGCGUGGAUUUCAGGACAAUGGCAACAUCUUUUCUUUUAAGCAAUACUCACCUUUUAAAGGGAGUGAAACCAUUUAAGGAGAGAAUGAAAGAACAAGCCACCAAGGUCAUUCAACAGAGUGAUUAUUUAAAAGAUUUUAUGCUGAAGAUCCAAAAAGAAGGAUUGAAUGCGGCCUAUUUGGAAUACGGCGACUGUCCACCUGGGCCAUCUCCUCCGACAAUAGGCGCAUCCCAGGAAUAUGUUCCACCAGACGAUAUUGAAUAUGACGUGAUUAUUGUUGGAGCUGGUAUGGCUGGUCUUGCCGCAGCGUAUGAGUUGAAGAGAGCUGGGCUAAAAGUGAAAAUCCUGGAGCAGACUGAUCGUUAUGGUGGAAGAGUUUUCACUUAUGGGGAAGAUGCAGGCCUUGCACCUGGUCUAUUUGGCGAAGCUGGAGCGAUGAGAUUACCUGGUGAUGUGGGGGCACCAAAUGAUAGAGCGCAUUUUCUAACGGAUGGAUACGUCACUGACUUUCAAAUAAGCAUCAAAAAGUUUCCAAACUUUGAUAAAAAUGGCAUUUCCAAUAUUUACGGAUUAAAGGAAAAAACAGCAACCUGGGAAAAAAACCAUUUCGACACUGUUUGGCCAAACUGGAGGAAAGGAAUUAAGACGGGAUGCAAGAAGAAAGGAAAAAAGGACGUCGCUAUUAACAAUAUUGAUGACUAUUACAGCAAAACAACCGGCGUUGUCACCGAUCAAUUGAUUGCCUGGUUGAAUAAAACAACCACCAUUAAUGAGGAAAUCGCAGUUUGGGAUCGCUGGAUUGACAUUUGGAGCCAGUUUACAUUGGAAAGCUUUCUGGAGAGCAAUGUUAAGGUUAUUCUUGCAAAAUUGGAAAGCGAAGACGAAGACGGGUGUGAUAAUCUGGAUUCCUUAGACAUUGACAUGCUUGAAAACCUUUUGCCUUGGUCCGACGAUGCAGUUCGUGGCUACUCGGUGUUUUCUUACACAGAGCAACUGGACCAAUCAUUGGUUCAGUAUCUUCGUGAUCAACUUGGGAACUGGUGGUCACGUGAUAUGCAUACCUUGGUUGGUGGUAUGCACAGCUUAGCUGAAUCAUUCUUCAGUUCAAAACGAUCGAAGCCAUUGAUUUCUGAUGAUUUGAAACAUAACCAACAAGUUUGCAAGAUAUCUUAUUUUUCCUCGCCCUGUGACCCUAGCAAGGAUUGUGUCACUGUAACCUGCUACGCGUCAGGAAAAGAUCCAGAAACUACGUACAAAGCACGGGCUGUAAUCCUCACCACUCAAGUGAACAUACUGCGACAAAUUACCUUUGAACCAAUUCAAGCAAACACGAAAGACAACGAGGCCCUGAGAAAGAAUCUUCAAGCUAUUGAAGACAUGUUCACAGGACCUGCCACGAAGAUUAUCCUGCAAACCAAGACCAGAUUCUGGGAAGAGGAGAAGUAUGCAAUCAAAGGUGGCUUUUCUAAGACCAACCUACCCAUCGGUCAAAUACAUUACGUGAAGCCGGAUCCUGACUAUGUCACGUCCACCAAGCAAGGAAUAAUUCUAAUUUACACCUGGAAAAAUGAAGCACUGCUUUUUGGUUCCUUGACAAAAGAGCAAGCAAAGAAGGAGGCCAUAGAACAAGUUGCAGAAAUACACCCUGAAAUAGAAGGAGCAGUUGAAAAAUGCAUUGUCCAUGCUUGGUACAACCAACCCUCUUAUCAAGGUGCCUAUGGACUCUUGAAGACCACUCAGUUCAACAAUAUCAGAUAUUUGUGGGAACCAAUGGGAAAUGUUCAUUUUGCUGGCGAUAACAUAUCGUUUACGGCUGGUUGGAUUCAAGGAGCUUUGGAAAGUGGUUUUAAAUCGGCAUAUCAAGUUUAUGCACGUCACAUGAAGAGAGUGAAGUUAGGAAAGGAGGAAAAGAUUAACUGAAAGCAUUAAUUCUAUGUUUAAAGAUUAACGGUUAAAGAUACAGCAUAAUUACUUUUUUAGUUAAUGAGCAUGGGACAUGAAUAAAGUUAAUGAGCAUGGGACAAAGAUAAAUUGAAUGGAUUUAUGAUAUUAUUUUUAGGGAUGGUAUUAAGAGUGAUUUAGAUUGAAUGUUCGUAUUUGUCAACUUUAGGUGCCUCGGCUAAUUUCUUUACUAAACCAACUUUGUUUUGUCGUUCACCCCAUCUUGAUAAAAUAUAUAAUUUGUCUUGCAA
Molecule: messenger RNA, 2391 nt
Organism: Dendronephthya gigantea
Lineage: Eukaryota; Metazoa; Cnidaria; Anthozoa; Malacalcyonacea; Nephtheidae
Product: L-amino-acid oxidase-like
Exons: 7
Coding region: 218-2119 (633 amino acids)
Biological process (GO): amino acid catabolic process
Molecular function (GO): polyamine oxidase activity; L-amino-acid oxidase activity
Source: RefSeq, a predicted model, not a curated record